This is a messenger RNA of Ixodes scapularis (black-legged tick), 4903 nucleotides long. Its product is annotated as variant surface antigen E. Lineage: Eukaryota; Metazoa; Arthropoda; Arachnida; Ixodida; Ixodidae. The record is from RefSeq and is a predicted model, not a curated record. Gene Ontology annotation, molecular function: nucleic acid binding. The coding region runs from base 70 to 1239 and encodes 389 amino acids. The transcript is spliced from 8 exons.
CGCGCUUAUCCACUGUGUGGCUUCGCGUCAGCUUCGUUUCGUGGUUUCGUCAACCGAACUUGUGUGAGCAUGAAUAACUCUGACUUGGAAGACUUUUACCACCAAACGGCCGAAGAUUCUCUUCCUGUGGCCACGGGUGGCAGGCGUCUUCCGUGCUGGUGCAGGGGCCGAGAGCGCGCCCCUUUGGAGUCCCUGCCCCUGUUCCAGUUUCUCAAAGACCAGUACGAAGCCGACGGGGUCAGCGCAAGGGUUACCCCUGCCUCUGCCCUCAGGGGGUUGGGGCGAGGGAGGCCUCUCGGAAAGGGUGCAGAUUGGGCAGGAGGAACCAGCUCGUCGGAUACGGACGACGACAUGAACAUUGUCCAAAAAUUCCACAAAAAUCAGCGGCCCAACCACCUUCAAGUCUUCUCCCAGAGUUCGAGCUCAAACGCUCGUGGAAGAAUGAGACCUCCACAUUCAAGGCCCUCGAAUCCAAGGCCCUCGAAUCCAAGGCCCUCGAAUCCAAGGCCCUCCGAAUCCAAGCGCUUGGAAAACCCACAAGGCAUCAGGCAGCGCACCGAAAAUGGCUGGCAGAGUGACAUCCCCUCCGAAGGCUCGCAUCGGAAUCAGGUCGCGCAGACCACGGAACAAGCGGUCCACUCAAACCCGGAGCGGUCGACCACCAAGGAACCUCAGUUCUGGGCAAAGAAGACUGGUUCACUGCCAUCUAAGGCCACGAACAAGAAGCCGUCUUUCAAUCCGGCCGAGUUUGUCGGCGCAGAUAGCCUGGAAUGUGGAGCAUCGUGGGCCAAUGCCAGGGAGUCUCACUCCGCGAGCUCCGAGGAUGACAGCACGGAUCUCAGCGACGAAGAAGGCGUGACGGCGGCGGGGAAGCGUCACAUUGGCUUGGAGAUGUGUGCAGAUGUGGUGGAGCGAGCCACUUCCGCCGUCUCGACGUCGUCUCUCUCGGAGUCCUCGCCAGAGGAGGUGGCGCCGGAGGGCCACCCCCCGCCUUGGACCUUCAAGAUGGCCAAUUUCCCGGACUCUGUGACGGCCGAACAAAUCUCCGAAAUCCUCGCACCGUUCUCGGAAGUGACGUCGGUCGUGCUGACUCCCAGCCCCGCCGGCGUGACUGCACGAGUCACGAUGAGAAAAUGUUGCGAUAUAUCCUGGAUCCAGCAGUGCUUGGAGGGGACGUCGCCCUUUGGAGUUGGAACAAGCCCACUGAAGAUAUCAUGUUGGCAAGAGGAGGGACGAUAGGAACAGCAGAAUUAUGCUGGCUGAUAACACUGUUUCACAUUUGCUGUAAUGUGCCAGUGUACCCGUGAUUGCCAUCUUUCAUCUUCACAAUGCAACGAAGUAAUGUUGUUUUAGAGGCGGUGCAAUUCCCAAAGUCAGGGACUCGCACUGGAAUCAAAACAGUAACCAAAAACAUUUGAGGAGCGGACAUUUUUUCGGUGACUAGAACGAAACUUCUCUAUAUUUGGAUCCGAGGAAAAAAUGAAACCGGCAAGAGCGAACGAGGAACCUGUGUAUUAUAACAACUCAGUGCUAGCAAUGUAUUGACAAAUACUAGUAAUAGAUCCCACUGCGUGGUGUUCAGCCGCACAAUUUAUUUCGUUGAGUCACAAGCUGCGGACGAAUUAUGUUUUCAGACCGCAUAUAAAGGGCUGUUUAUACUCCAUCGUCAACGAACGCAACGCGUGCCAGCGCAGGAGUUCCUGCGGAAUUUCGCCGGAAUUCUUCGAUGAAAAUUGAUGCACUCGAUAUUCCACAGGGACCUCUUUCUGAAAGACGGCCGGCCUGUUAUCAGCGCAGUAGACUUUUACGCCGACUCGAGAAACCGACACCGAAGAGAGCAGACGAUGCCUAAAUCAAGCAGUGUACGUGUUCAAAAUUGUAGUGCGCUUUACAGAACCCAUACGAACAAUGCAGGAUUCAGUCCCACUUUCAUCGCAUACUGCUACUGUCGUUUACAAGCUGAAACAUCCCGGUUGAAAAUUUCUGGCCGGCUAAAUAGUUAGGAGGCUUCACUGGGUCCACUAUUCCCGUACAUUCGACAGCGCUUGUGGUUUUGAUCGGGAACGGCUGCCAGUGCCUACGACUAGCGCAUGAUUCUAUAUAGCACACGGAUCAGGUCAUCCUUAUUUCUAAUUGACUCUACCUUUGAUGCGUCACCGAACUUUCAGCUUUGGUCGGCACCCCACCACCACCAGCUUGUUAGGUGUUCGCUUCUUUCGCAGGAGCUGUGGGUACGUGAAAACGUUAAACUCCGAUUGAAGGAUAGGGGGUAGACUCAAAGGCAGCUUGCUUUGAGGUCUACCGACUAUCUUUCUGAUCAGAGUCAAUCGGAGCUCGGCAUUCUGACGUCGCCACAACUUCCACAAAAGAAGCGAAGGGACUUGCGCCGCCUAACGGGGUUAGCACAUCCUCGAAGCAGCCUACGUCCAUGCACACACUCGCACAGUGGAGCGCACGAACGUUAAAUAUGUGCAGCAACGCAGGAAUACAUGGACGACACGCAGCAAGAACGGCAGGUUCAGAUCACAGAAAUGAGCGUCUUGCACACCCCGACUGGCCCAGAGUUCUCGAAUGUGACGCUCGUGCGUGGACUUCCAAGAUAGUCACUGUCGUCGGUCCUCGCUUUGUUGGCGACGUAAAUCGAGCAGGCUCGAUUUCAUUGUGAACUAUGCUGAGGCACGCUGGGCUACGCUGCGCUUCUUCACGCUGCGCACGACGACGGAGUAUAGACCCCCGUUCGCAGCCAGCGUCGGCCAACGUGAUUGGGCGCGUGUGCUCGUCGACAUUACGACGGAGUAUAAAGAGCCCUUAAGUGGUGUACGCACAUCUUGUGGAAGUUUACCCGGAAGGCGGAAGGUUUAAAAUUGUGUAAACAGGUUGUAGACUUUCUGGUUUUAGUCGAAAAACACUUAUGAACAUCUUCCGGUGUCAGAAAUAUAAAAGCUGUUCAAACCCAAAAAGCCGAAAUUCUAGACAUUUUUGCUCUAAGCAAGGACUGUUUACGUCGAAGCACUCCUUUUGACAUUCGUCGGGUGCUUAAUUUUAUCUUGAAUCACGCACCUUGUUGGUCCCGUAUCGCGUGAAUCACUGGCACGAAAGUGAGGUCAGUUAGAUGGUUGCCACAGUUUGUCAGAAUGUCUGUUCUGAUCAGAUCAGAGCUGGACAACGGUGUUCGAAAUUACAAUGAUGGUCGUCGGUCUGGUCUUGCGAAAGAAGCAGGAGCAACUUGCCUUCCUUGUGGUGGAAACAUUUUGUGUAAGAACAUCUAAAUUUUUGUCAUCAUGAGCGGGAUAAGAAAGCGAAAAGCUCCUGAUAAUUGUGUUAAUGAGUACCGUAUUUACACGAUUGUAAGUCCACUCGAUUGGAAGUCAACCCCCCACAUUGCACAUCAGCAAAAAAGAACAAAAAUCAUUAGAUGCGCAUUUUACUGCAAACACGUGAGAACAGCAAAGUAUCUGUUUUGAAAGCCCAGCCUCCAACACACGAUAAAUGACUUCUGGCAUGCUUUGGCUGCGCAUGCAGGACAAGGUGCAUGAGAUACCCAGGCGUUAUCGAAACUACGAAGUUCACGCCGGAAGUGGGACAACUGAAGCUGCUCCCUAUUGUUCUCACUUCAUCCGCGACUAGACUACGACCCGUCCGCACUGGUUAUAUCAGUCCCAUCGUCAUCACUGCUACAUCCUCAAAGCACGCCGUCGGCAUUGUCCAACGAAAUUUCGCACUUCACAAAUGACGGCAUGAACUGCAUCUUCCGCACUUGCUUGGCGAUCACGUUGCACGUCAUAGGGUAGGGACCAAUUGCACACUUUUGCGGCAUACGUUGCAAGCCUGACCUCCAACUCCGGAAGGCAUCCCCACCUAUCCAGACUUUGGCCCGCGGAAGCCUUUUCGUUUGCCGUCACAGUUUAAGAUCCCACGCUAUUGCAGACUCCACUGGAGCAUCACCCGCUCCGACGGUUCGAACUUGUGUCCAACAGCGCAGUUGUUGGUUGCCUCUGGGUGAAGAAUGGCCAUAAACGAGCACCGAAAACCUAAACUGCCCGCAUCACGCAUGUCAAUAAAAAAAGACCACUCCAGCAUGAUCUCGACACUCGAUCAAACAAUCUGCAUCUGCAACCGUACAUUCGGGUUAAUUUGUGAAUUGCUAUCAAUACUCGUUCGAGCGAAUAAAAAUUAAAAAAAUUGUAUGCACAGAUAAGCACAAUGCUACACAGGUACAGCCGGCUGAAGUCGUAACAAGCCAAGGUGUUCUUGACAUUGCGAUUGUUUUGUUUUUGUCGGCGGUUGAAUGUUUUGGUUAAAUUAUAAGUGGACCCCCCACUUCAGAUUUUCACAAUUGAAAAAUGGGUCGACCUACAGUCGUGUAAAUGCGGUACUUGGGACUUUCGGCUCGUGUUCGUACCCGGUGUCCGUGGUUAGAAAUGCAUUAGCUGUAGCAUCUAUCGCAUAAUUCUAACCGUAGACGACGGACGACAAAGGGGACUAGGGCAAACCCUCACGUUUCAGAUGCAGCGUAAUAGAUUUUAUUCGCACAUCGUGCUUUAUAUGCUACCCUCUUGCACGACCUCACCGGGUUUGCCCACAUUUACACGGCCAGUGCCAUGCUUCCAUAACACAGCCAGUGGUGCAAACCUGUAUAACCCACCUGCUCAUAAGACCUUCACCAAGUUUGCUCAUGUUCACACAUCCAUUGCCAUGCUCUCCAUGACAUGCCCAAUGGUACAUGACUUGGACUUCUCUAACAAAACCUAUCAUCUAUCAGUUGGCUGUUCUUUGUCUCAUGUGCGUGCCUCAAGACGAGGUUUCCGGGUGUUUGGAACAUACCAGAAGCACAGACGAGUGUAUGCCUGUGAUACUAUUUUUAUGAACGUGUAAAAAUAAAUAAUCAAAUGUUUGACAUUUA